Durusdinium trenchii is the source of this 1842-nucleotide messenger RNA. The record is from the annotation of a GenBank genome assembly. Lineage: Eukaryota; Dinophyceae; Suessiales; Symbiodiniaceae.
AUGGCGCUAGCCUUGUGGCUGUCGUUGGGGGGAUUUCUCGAUGGUGCAGGGGUUGUGGCUGCGCCAGCGGCUGCGCCAGCUGCCAUCCCUCAAAAGAUCUUCACCUUUUGGGAGACCCCGCCGUGGCCUCCUUCGGUCCAGCGGUCCAUUGACACCUGGCGCAAGCAGAAUCCUGAGUGGCAAAUUCAGGUCUUGACGCCUUCGACGCUGCGCGAGGCCUUGGACGACGAGGCCUUGGACUUCGUCGCCUCGCCCGCGGCGCUGGCCAUGCGGCGCCUGGGAGCCACACACUUCAGCGACCUCGUGAGGGUGGAGGUCUUGGCACAGCACGGUGGCCUUUGGCUGGAUGCCACGGUGGCUUUGACCCAGCCAGUGAACACUUGGAUCGGACGUGACAACCGCGGCGAAGAGUGUUUGGAGGGCUUCGAUUUGGACUUUGAGCAAUUGGAGGCCAAGUCCGUGAACCUGCGCCGUUCCGCCAAUUGGACCGAGCACUUCGUGCGCGGCCGCCUCGCGCUGCGGAGUGGAGACCCCGAGGCCGAGAGGAUGCCGGAGACCUGGGCCUUCGCGGUGCAACCGAAGUGCUUUGUGGCCAUGGCCUGGAGAGAGGCCCAACGACGUUUGGUACGAGACCCCAGAGGCUACGUGGAAGCCUUGAGCGAGGCCUCGGAGGGCUUGCCGUCCUCGUAUCGGAAGUGGCUCCCCCACUUAGGCGGCUCCUUCUCUUUGUGGCAAGCGGCCACCCACAACCCCAGCCGGGUUCACUUCCGCCCGGCGGAAGACUGGGCGUUUCGGCAUUUGGACUACAUGCCGGCGCCGUGGGCAUUGGGUCCUCCGCUGCCGCUGGAUUACAUGACGGACUACGCUGGUGGACCCGUCUUUGGUCUAGCGAGACCGCAUGAGGUCUAUCCCAGUUCGGUGGGUCCGCUGAUGAAGCUUCGACGCUUAGACCGUUGUGCGUUGGAUGCCAUCAUUGCCUUCCGGAGUUAUGUGAAAGACUCCCCGUUAGUUCAAAUCUACGAGCUGCCUCUGGAGCCACGCUGGUGGCCUAGCCGCUCUGUGGGAGAGGCGAUGGCCGCUUUUGAGGCGAAUCAUUGUGGCACAACCGACGUCUUUCUGCAGGCGAACGUCGCCCAGUAUUUUGGGUUCAGAAAGGCUGUGAAGAGCAGCCACAUGAAGAAGGUUCAUGAGGUGGUCUCAGUGCUGAGUGGCCAAAAGCCACAUGAACAUGCAGACGAGGAAGAGAUUGCCCCCCACGGCCGAGGUCAUCCCAAGGAUGAAUUGCAUGAAGAGCCAGUGGUGAAAACCCAGGAGAUGACCAAGGAGGAGGAGAAGCUCUUUGAAAAGAAUGGUGCUCAAGAGAAGCCAGUGUCGCCUAUGGAAGAGAAGCCCGUGUCACCCACAAUGGAGGAGAAGCCAGAAUCACCCCCGAGCGAGACCGAAGAAGUUUCCAGCCCCAGUCCAACAGCCAGCGGCGAGGACGAUGAUGAGGACGAGGACGAGGACAAUGAAGCAUCAUCGGCGGAGGGCUCUCAAGGGACUUCCGAGCCGCCACAACCAGGCAUGGACGAGAACAAGCAGACAAGCAAGGAAGAUACAGGAUCUGGCACUGACAGCACUGCGGACACCGCGGACGACACCGCCGACUCCGCGAACGCCGGCAUUGACUGUGGAGCUCGGAAGGGAGCGGCCAAAGGCUCCGCUCUGUGGUGCGGUUGCAAUGUGAACGCUCAGCCCGUCGGCAGCCAAGAACUCUGCGAGCAUCCUGGUGGUGGACGAAUCGACGUUUGCCAAUGGUCUUCGGAGAGCUCCUCUUGUGUGCCCAAGUCCGAGAAGUCCUGA